AUGGAAACCAUUCAUACCCACCCGUCUACUGCCGCACAGGCUAAGGCCUUUACCGCGCCUGGUUCUCUAUCCUUCCCUGGUGGUGCUGGUGAUCUCACUCCGCCCUCGUUCGAUGCCGAGAAGGCGAACGGCCAGAGACCCGUAAACGGCGCUCCUCAGCAGGCUGCAAACGGUACCGGGGUGACUCCCGCCACACCCGCUGCUACGCCUGCGGCUGUCCAAGGAGGAAGUGGGCUGACUCCUACCUUGCAGAAUAUCGUCGCAACUGUCAACCUUGAGUGCCGGUUGGAUUUGAAGACGAUUGCCCUGCAUGCCCGCAAUGCCGAGUACAACCCGAAGCGUUUUGCUGCCGUUAUUAUGCGCAUUCGCGAGCCAAAGACUACGGCGUUGAUCUUUGCCUCAGGCAAGAUGGUUGUCACGGGCGCUAAGUCGGAAGAUGAUUCGAAGCUCGCGUCGCGUAAAUAUGCUCGUAUCAUCCAGAAGCUCGGUUUCAAUGCCAAGUUCAGCGAUUUCAAGAUCCAGAAUAUCGUUGGCAGCUGCGAUAUCAAGUUUCCCAUUAGACUUGAGGGUCUUGCUUCGCGCCAUCACAACUUCAGUUCUUACGAACCUGAGUUGUUCCCUGGUCUAAUCUACCGCAUGAUUAAGCCUAAGAUUGUUCUCCUGAUCUUUGUGAGCGGUAAGAUUGUUUUGACCGGAGCGAAAGUCAGAGAAGAAAUUUAUCAGGCCUUCGAAAUGAUUUACCCCGUUCUGCAAGAUUUCCGCAAGGUCUAG
Molecule: messenger RNA, 771 nt
Organism: Daldinia childiae
Lineage: Eukaryota; Fungi; Ascomycota; Sordariomycetes; Xylariales; Hypoxylaceae
Product: TATA-box-binding protein
Exons: 4
Coding region: 1-771 (256 amino acids)
Biological process (GO): DNA-templated transcription initiation
Molecular function (GO): DNA binding; RNA polymerase II general transcription initiation factor activity
Source: RefSeq, a predicted model, not a curated record